AAUUUGAACUGUGGUCGUGGCACCAAGGUAACGCUGAGAUGGAGUGAAGCACGAGAGAUCGUAGAGAACGUUGCUUCGUAAUAUUUCUGAUCGGAAAACUUGUUAUAAUUUUCUCCAACCGGCAUUUGCGAUUUUAUUUUUAUUUGUAUUGUGUAUAAAAUGCUGCCGAGACGACGUGUCAUUGAUCUUCUGCAAGUCAUCUCAACUCAAUCAUGCAGAUGUCCAGCACACGGAAAUCCAGGAGCUAGCAGCGUAAGAAAUCACGAAAAAACACGAAGUACUGCGACAAAUGUUACGCCCGACAAGGAGUAUGCAUUUGAGAUGGCUUGUUCUACCAUAAGAUAUGGAGUAGGAGUAACGAGAGAAGUAGGAAUGGACAUACAAAAUUUAGGAGCGAAGAGAACAUGUCUAAUGACUGAUCCUAAUUUGGUGACUUUAGCUCCUGUAAAAACUGCUAUUGAUAGUCUUGCCAAGUAUGGUAUUCAAUUCGAGAUUUAUGAUAAAGUACGCGUGGAACCAACAGAACAAAGCUUACAAGAUGCGAUCAAGUUUGCCAAGUGUGGAAAUUUCGACGCUUUUAUAGCGGUUGGCGGUGGUUCCGUGAUGGAUACCUGCAAAGCGGCAAAUUUAUAUAGUUGCGAUCCAGACGCCGAAUUCUUAGAUUAUGUAAACGCGCCGAUCGGGAAAGGGAAACCUAUUCAGGUACCUCUGAAACCGCUUAUCGCCAUUCCGACAACCUCUGGUACCGGUUCUGAGACAACUGGAGUAUCUAUUUUUGAUUAUAGACCGCUAAAGGCGAAAACGGGAAUUGCGAACAGAGCCCUACGUCCAACAUUGGGAAUCAUCGAUCCCCAACACACCUUGACUCUACCAGAGAGAGUGUGCGCGUAUUCCGGUUUUGAUGUGCUCUGUCACGCUUUAGAAUCUUUCACGGCAAUACCCUAUACAGAAAGGACACCGUGCCCAUCAAAUCCGAUUCUGAGACCAGCCUAUCAAGGUAGCAAUCCUAUCAGCGAUGUCUGGGCGCGUUAUGCUCUACAAAUUAUGCGCAAAUACUUUGAGCGAGCGGUUUAUAAUUCAAACGAUUUGGAAGCAAGAAGUAAUAUGCUCUUAGCGAGCACAAUGGCAGGCGUUGGUUUUGGAAACGCUGGUGUUCAUCUUUGUCAUGGACUUUCAUAUCCCAUUAGCGGAAACGUUCGAAAUUUUCAGCCAAAGGACUAUAGCAACGAUCAUCCUAUAAUUCCUCACGGCUUAUCUGUAGUGAUUUCCGCGCCAGCCGUCUUUUCCUUUACCGGAAGCGCGUGCCCAGAAAGGCAUUUGGAAGCUGCAGAAUUACUCGGCGUAAAUGUUAAAAAUGCCAAACGGGCUGACGCCGGAAAAAUUCUGGCCGACACGGUAAAAGAAUAUAUGAGCGUUAUGAAAAUUGAAAACGGCUUGACGGAGCUCGGUCUCAAGAAAGAAGACAUCCCUACUCUAGUUCAAGGAACAUUGCCUCAGCAUCGCAUCACAAAAUUAGCACCUCGAGAACAAUCAGAAGAAGACCUCACGCAAUUAUUUGAAAAUUCAUUUACCAUCUAUUGAUAAAAUUUAUAUAUGUUAUAAUUACUACAAUUACUUAAUGUUUAAUUGUACAUAUUAUCAGAAAAUUGUAAUUAAUAAAGAUUCUAUUUGUUAUACCAAGAAAACUAA
This is a messenger RNA of Nylanderia fulva, 1689 nucleotides long. Its product is annotated as Type III alcohol dehydrogenase. Gene Ontology annotation, molecular function: alcohol dehydrogenase (NAD+) activity; metal ion binding. Lineage: Eukaryota; Metazoa; Arthropoda; Insecta; Hymenoptera; Formicidae. Gene Ontology annotation, cellular component: mitochondrion. The record is from RefSeq and is a predicted model, not a curated record.